This is a messenger RNA of Perkinsus marinus ATCC 50983, 825 nucleotides long. Its product is annotated as replication factor C subunit, putative. The record is from RefSeq and is a predicted model, not a curated record. The transcript has 11 exons. Gene Ontology annotation, biological process: DNA-templated DNA replication; DNA repair. Bases 1 to 825 code for a protein of 274 amino acids. Gene Ontology annotation, cellular component: DNA replication factor C complex; nucleus. NCBI's taxonomy places the organism in Eukaryota, Perkinsozoa, Perkinsida, Perkinsidae. Gene Ontology annotation, molecular function: DNA clamp loader activity.
AUGUCAUUUCUGGUGGACAGCGAGCGCCCUCACAAACUGGAUGAGCUCACGUUUCAUCCGGGGUUGACGAAAACGUUGAGGAAAUUGGCUGCCUCCAAGGAUUGUCCCCAUCUACUUUUCUAUGGUCCUAGUGGUGGUGGGAAAAUCACUCGGAUCCGAUGUUUGUUGGAGGCAAUGUUUGGACCAGGAGUAGAGAAAACCAGUACAAGUUUUCGUCAAUUUAAGCCGACUAAGAGUACAACAGUUGAUAUUCAAGUAGUCGUCAGUGCUUUCCACGUAGAAGUGACUCCCAGUGAUGUUGGAAUUAGGGAUGCCGCAGUUAUUCAGCAAUUGAUAAAACAAAUGGCUGAGAACCCACCAGUCGGAGAAGUGCCUUAUCACGUGGUUGUUAUUAAUGAUGCGCAUUGCCUUACAAGGCAAGCACAGGCGGCAUUGAGGAGAACGAUGGAAAAAUACGUUUCGAAGAUUCGUUUUAUUUUCCAUGCAGAAGCUCUGGCGCCGUUAAUCCCACCGUUGAGGAGUAGAUGUUUGGGUAUACGAGUACCGAGGCCAACGCAGAUAGAGUUGCAACAGGAAAUGAUGGAGAUAUCAAAACGGCAUGACCUCGGAUUGAACUCGGGUCUUUGCACACGAAUUGUUGAGGAGAGUAACUGCGAUGUUCGAUUGGCGCUGAUACGGCUGGAUACUCUGCGUAUGAAGAAUGCGUGUUUGAGUGAUGCGAACGCCCCGAUGGAGGCACUCAGUUGGCAGGUAUUCGUGGAGGAUAUAGCAAAGGAUAUAGUGAUGGAGCAAUCACCGAGGCGCAUGCUGGUGUGUCCUCACUAA